UAAUCCCCAACUCUAGUGCAGUCCCUUUGUUUCCCUGUUUCCUUCCUACAGUAAAUGUCUCGGCGAAUCUAAACAAAUCACAGACAAACAAAAUGGUUCUCGGCGUUUCGCCGCACUGAUUUAAAGUAUCGCAAAUGUUAAAGUACAUUGUCCACAAUGAUUGCUCGCCAAUCAGCUGUUACUGUCUUAACCUUGGCGUUUCUGGUCCAAUGUUUUUAUUGCGAGGACCCUAAGCUGACCAGCAUGAAGAGACUGACCAACGCCUCAAAUCUCUUUGCUCGCAGUCUCUACUCACACGUAGUGGCAAAAGAGCCUAUGGCUAUCUAUUCUCCAUCAACGGCUCAUACCUGCUUGUCCAUGGUCUACUUAGGGUCCAGGGAGUCUACUGCAGACCAGAUGAAAAGGUCAUUAAAGUUACACAACGUGGCCGGACCACAUGCCACAUACAAAGAUCUCACCAUUAGCUUAAACAGUCUGCAGAGCGACCAGGUUUUGAUGACCAGCGCACUCUGGAUCAACUCCAAAUAUCGCGUCAAACCAGAGUACAAGACUACAGUUGGCAGACAGUAUUUUGCAGAAGUGAAGAAUUUCAGUUCUUUUUCUGUAGGGGGCCCCGAUUUUCUGAUUAACGCAUGGGCUAGAGACAAAACAAGAGGAAAAAUCUCUAGUAUUUUGCCUCAAGCUGGUAUCUCACAGCAUGCGUCUCUAAUCCUCAUUAGUGCUCUAUUCUUUAAUUUCACUUGGACCUCACCCUUUGACAAGGACCAGACAUCCAAGAUGGAUUUUUAUAGAGCCAAUGGGACUCCAGUCCAGGUGGAUAUGAUGCGACAAGUGUCCAAUCUUGACAUCAAGAUCUCAGCCGUGGCCAACGCUGACGUCAUCAAACUGCCUUUGACGAACCCGAGGCUGGCUUUAUACCUGGUUUUGCCCAGGUCGGUGUCGGGAUUGCAUGAACUUGAAACCUCUGUCAACACCAACAGCGCGGAUUUCGAAGCCGUCUUUCAUGGAUUUCAAAAUACAAGAGUGGAUCUCACUUUGCCGAGAUUUUCAGUAUCCACGGUGAUAAGGCUCAAGAAUGCAUUGUCCAAUAUGGGAAUGCCUAAUGCUUUCAGCGAAUUCGCAAAUUUCUCUGCUAUUUCUGAGUCCCCACUAACUCUUUUGGACGUCGUUCAAAAAACGGUCAUCGAGGUUCAAGAAUCAGGCACAGUUGCAGCGCCAUUGAGCUUGCCCGUUUCGGGCUACUCGCCGCCCUUGGAGACGGAACCGCCACUGCUCUUCAAGGCCGAUCAUCCGUUCAUGUUUUUUCUUCGAGACGAUACGACAAAUCUUAUUAUUUUACAGGGGAGACUAUCAGACCCUACAGUGAGAAGUGUUGACCUAGCUUAAUAUCUCGUGAUGAACUGGGUGCUCAAAUACAAAACAUGCACAAAACAGUAACUAAUAAUUAAACUGAAAAUAAAGUUAGAAAUGUUUACAUGUGUUAUUUUGUAAAAGCACAACCACAACCCAUAGCAAUUUAAUGUUCCUCUUUCAGACCUUGUGGUCUAUAUGGCAAAUAAUGCAAAGGUUAUCUGUUUCUGUGGCCUACGGUUAACGAAGGUGUCAUGUGUCCAUGACAGUGACCAACCACCUGUACUUUCCGCAAUUAAUGUCAGGUACCCAUUAGACUGGGUGGACUCAGAGGCGCCCAAAGAUCCGGAAAUUAAAAAUCCCAGUCUUCAUUACGAUCCGAACCCGGUACUCCCAGAAGCCAAGCGCCUGAUCUUAUGUAAAAUAAUUUUAUUAUUAUGGUCAUGGCAAUAUGGACUAGUUAAUAAUCAACGCAUUAUCUUUUCCUCCCCAUCCCCAAACGUCUCUCUCUUUCUUCCUGUUCUAUGUUUCUUUCUUUCUCUCUCUCUUUCUUCCUGUUCUAUGUUUCUUUCUCUCUCUCUCUUUCUUCCUGUUCUAUGUUUUUUCUCUCUCUCUCUUUCUUCCUGUUCUAUGUUUCUUUCUCUCUCUCUCUCUCUUUCUUCCUGUUCUAUGUUUCUUUCUCUCUCUCUCUUUCCCAAUUCAUUUUUUUAAAUUUAUUCUUUAUCUCUUUUACUUGGUAUUGAAAUUAUCCAGGUGCCACUUUAUACCAAAAUAACAUCUCUGAAAGCAAUACUACUAAAGUAACCAGCUAAACAAACAUAUUCGUUGAAUUAUUAUGUUCAUUGUCUUUUUUUCUUUCUCUCUUUCGUGUUCAUGGAAAGAAACAAAUAGGUCGCUAGCAAGACACUUGCUUUCCCUUCUGAUUCCCCAAGCCAACAUCUCACUAAGAAUCACACCAGACUACAAAAUUGUUGUUCCAUGUAAUGAAUUAAAUCAAACGAUGAUACUGCAUUCCCGGUUGCAUAUAAAAAUGAUAUUGUAAUUCAAUUGAAAAUAUACAGGUUCAUUGAUUUUAUAAAUUUAAGAUUGUAUAUAAAUUUUUUCUUUCAUUUUAAAAUUGUAAUUCUUGUAUUCAUGUCCAUCUUGUAAUAAAAGAAUACCGCUCGAAA
Messenger RNA from Biomphalaria glabrata, 2519 nucleotides. Its product is annotated as serpin B3-like. The transcript is spliced from 3 exons. The record is from RefSeq and is a predicted model, not a curated record. Lineage: Eukaryota; Metazoa; Mollusca; Gastropoda; Planorbidae. Gene Ontology annotation, molecular function: serine-type endopeptidase inhibitor activity. Bases 157 to 1386 code for a protein of 409 amino acids.